GGGCGGGUCCGGCUCUUCUUCUUCCUCCCCCGCCCGGUUCUCCCGGCAUCCUUUGCGCCGCCUCUUCCUGCUUGCUCGUUGGCAGAAGGGAGAGAGACGCCCUCCCAGAGGCCCCUCAGAAUGACGACUCUGGAUGACAAACUGCUGGGAGAGAAGCUCCAGUACUACUAUAGCAGCAGCGAAGAUGAAAACAGCGAGAAGGAGGAGGGAGAGGAGGAGACGCACACCAUCCGAGAGGCCGCCCCGCCGGCAGAGAUGGCGCUCAGUAGCGACGGGAGUGCCAUCAACACAGGUCCCAAAGGUGUGAUCAACGACUGGAGGCAGUUCAAACAACUGGAGACGGAGCAGCGGGAGGAACAGCGUCGGGAGAUGGAGCGGCUCCUCAAGAAGCUGUCCGUGACCUGCAGGUCCCACCUGGACGAGGAGGCUGACAAGCGGAAGCAGAAAGAGCUUCAGGCGAAGAUGAAUAGCAAGCUUACGCUGCAAGAGUACAGCUUGCUGCACGAGAGCACAGACGACGAGGAGUUCCUGCAGCAGUACCGCCGGCAGCGGAUGGAGGAAAUGCGCCGGCAGCUGCACAGCGGGCCGCAGUUCAAGCAGGUCUUUGAGAUCGAGAGCAGCCAGGCCUUCCUGGACGCCCUGGAGGAGGGCCACAAGAACACCCUGGUGAUGAUCCACAUCUACGAAGACCAGGUCCCUGGGAGCGAGGCCCUGGACGGCUGUAUGCUCUGCCUGGCCGCCGAAUACCCCGCGGUCAAGUUCUGCCGGGUCCGCAGCUCCCUGCUCGGCACCAGUGCCCAUUUCAGCACCCACGCCCUGCCGGCCCUCUUGGUCUACAAGGGAGGGGAGCUGAUCGGCAACUUUGUCCGCAUCACGGACCAGCUGGGGGAAGACUUCUUCGCCGGAGACUUGGAGUCCUUCCUUCAGGAGUGUGGCCUGUUGCCGGAGAAGGAGGUGGUGUUCCUCUCCUCGGUCAGAAACCCUUCCUCCUGCUACAGUGAGGAAGACAGCGAUCUGGAGAUAGACUGAGGCGUCAGCGAGGCUGGCCCAGCUCCUGCCCCGCACGGUAGCUUCCAAACAUCUCUUGCUCCUUGCUCGCUCCUAGUCUCUCGGUUUCCCAAAUCGGCAGCUCCAUCCAGAGUCCUGGAACCCGGAAAGGCGACCAUAAAAGCAGCGCGGAGUCUGGAUGAGCCCCACUCCACCUCCUGAUUCAUGGUAUUAUUCAUGGACUUGAAUAGUAAAGCAGGCAUGCUGGGUGCUAGGAAAUUUGGGAGGAGGCCAGGCGUCUGGCAGCUGCGUGAUUGUCUGGUGACAUGGAGCCAUCUCUGCCACGCUGCAGUGAACCGGGACCUGUAGGGCUUAAAUUCCUGAAAUAAUACCUAUCAACUCUUGAUCGCUGCUUUUUGAAGCUGUGAGUCUUGAUGAUGUAAAAUGUCCUUCUCCAACGCAGGCAGUCUGCGCCUGCGUGGAUGUGGUCGUGCAUUCUUGUCCGUCUGUCCUGCGUGUCAUCGUUCCUGUGAAUAUCUUGACUUAUUUUGCUGAACUCUUUUACUCCAUGCGAGGAAUUCUUAGCCGUUUUCUUAAAUUAAAGCAAUAAAACCAGCAUAUUUAAAAGUUUCA
Molecule: messenger RNA, 1620 nt
Organism: Pogona vitticeps (central bearded dragon)
Lineage: Eukaryota; Metazoa; Chordata; Lepidosauria; Squamata; Agamidae
Gene: PDCL
Product: phosducin like
Biological process (GO): regulation of G protein-coupled receptor signaling pathway; heterotrimeric G-protein complex assembly
Cellular component (GO): cytoplasm
Source: RefSeq, a predicted model, not a curated record